Molecule: messenger RNA, 2016 nt
Organism: Gekko japonicus
Lineage: Eukaryota; Metazoa; Chordata; Lepidosauria; Squamata; Gekkonidae
Gene: TECRL
Product: trans-2,3-enoyl-CoA reductase-like
Exons: 13
Coding region: 102-1307 (401 amino acids)
Biological process (GO): very long-chain fatty acid biosynthetic process
Molecular function (GO): oxidoreductase activity, acting on the CH-CH group of donors
Source: RefSeq, a predicted model, not a curated record
UCAACCAGCCUGUGCUUGUAUUUAACCGAUGCCAGGACAGCAGACUGCCCCUUGGAGGUGUCUUGUGUUGACAUGACAGGCCCUGGUGCGGUAUCCUGGCCAUGUUCCGGAGACACAAGACCAACGCUUCAGAGCACAAGAGGAAUCCUGCCGUUCAGGGGUCUGCCCUGCCAGUGCCCCAAAAUGACAUGAGGUCUUUCUUCAGCCUCUCUCAACUGGUCCUUUCUGCCGGCCACCUGAGACCCCCACCGGUCCUGAGACAUUCAAAGAUCACCUACUUCGAAGUGGAGAUUCUAGAUGCCCAAAGCAAAAAGCAGAUCUGCGUCGUGGACAAGAUACCGCCUUCAUCUACUCUUCUGGAUGUCAAACACAAGUUUCACAAAGUAUGUCCUCAGUGGUAUCCAUCUCGCAUAGGCCUGCGACUGGAACGCAAUGGGUCCUUCUUGAGAGAUUCAGUCAACAUAAAGAGCCUGGCAGCUUCUUCUAUCAUUACGCUGUACUUCACAGACAUGGGCCAGCAGGUCAGCUGGACCACAGUGUUCCUGACUGAAUAUACCGGCCCUCUUCUAAUCUAUCUGCUUUUUUACCUCCGUCUCUCCAGCAUUUACGAUGCGAAAGAGAGUGCCCGAAGUGUCCGCCACCCCAUUGUUCACCUGGCCUGCAUUUGCCACUGUUUGCAUUACCUCCGACAUCUUCUAGAGACGCUUUUUGUGCAUAAGAUUUCCGAAGGGCACACGCCACUGAAGAACCUCAUCAAGAACUCCUGUCACACAAACCGAACACCUCCCGAAAGUCACGGCCGUUGCCUUCUCUGCUUUGUAUGGAAGGCAGGAGGUGUUAUGCAGGGCUGUACUUUUUACUGGGGAUUCACGUCUUGGAUUGCUUAUUACAUCAACCACCCACAGUACACUCCUCCAUCAUUUGGGAAUAGGCAAGUGACUUUUGCUGCCCUUACUUUUCUGAUUUGUGAAGCUGGGAGUCAUUUCAUCAAUGUAGCUCUAGUCCAUCAGAAUCAAUCAGGAAACAAAGCCUCUUUUCCAAGCCCAUCAAUCAACCCUUUCACGUGGCUGUUUACAUUGGUCUCCUGUCCAAACUAUACCUACGAGUUCCUGUUUUUCUUUUCUUUGCAACAGAUCGGCUCUUGGGUUAGUUUUACGUUAAUGACACAAACUCUGCCAGUGGGCGUUUUUGCAUUACUGAUGGCAAUCCAGAUGGCCCUUUGGGCUCGGAAGAAGCACCAGCUGUACCUGAAGAGGGGGACUUUCUCUAGGUGGAGGAAAGCAGCUAUGAUUCCAUUUAUACUGUAAAUGCAACUAGAUUUGACGUGGAACCGGAGGGAGCAGUCACUCCAUUUAGUUAUCUGAACGGGAUGCAGCAGGACUUCGAGGGUUUUCCCCUAACAUGAUUAAAAUACCGUGAGAGCAGCCAUGAUGGAUUAGACUUGUGUUUCCGCAUCUUUAUUACACAGUGGCGGCCCACUGGGGACCCAAACAGACGCUUCGUAGUAAAGUCGAGGGCUUGCUCGGGUGCUUUGCAGGAAGGAGGUUCCCGCUCCAGUCCUGGGGGUUUCCAGGUGCAGAGGGCCCAGAGCAGCAAGUGCUGGGGAGGGCAUUUCUUGGCCCUGGUGCCGGCCGGGAGGGUGGGCAAUGUUGUGCUGGGCAGUCCAGAGGUCUGACUCACUCCAAGGCAGCUGGAGAGGUUGAAGGGCUUACGUCUGCGCAGUGCUCUUGUUUGCUCUUGUUCAACGGCAGGGUCCCCACACCACACAAAUAACUGUUUUUGAAACUCUCCCUAAUAUAAAAGUAGUCUUUUCUGAUGGGCUGUCAUUAAAAAGGACUCUAGAUGCUGGCUGAAAUGAGGGUGUGCUCAUUCCCCCCCCUUUUUGCUAGCAGUUUCAUUGAAGACAAUUGCAUUAGAAUGGUAGAUUGGGGGGAGUGGCCAUGUUGGGCGGAAGCAGCUGAACAAAGUUUGAGUCCAGUCAGGCACCUUGACGACCAACAAAGUUUUAUUCUGGGU